This is a messenger RNA of Dimorphilus gyrociliatus, 2315 nucleotides long. The record is from the annotation of a GenBank genome assembly. NCBI's taxonomy places the organism in Eukaryota, Metazoa, Annelida, Polychaeta, Dinophilidae.
AUAUACUUCUAUAAGUUUUUACAGACGUCAAGUUUGGCUGCGUUUUUCACCGCUUUUAAAACAUGUCUAUCGGUCUAUUGACAUCUUCUCUCCGAACUUUAAAAACGGUCGGAGAGAAGAUGCCCUACGAGAGAGCCUUGAAUUUUAUAUCAACACAAGUUGAAGAUAUGAAAAACUCGAUCGUGUCUAAAGACUAUUCUCAUCUGACGACUAGACGAACAAGAUCAGAGCUGGUGCGUCUGAGUGCUGCUGUAUGUGGAAUAGAGUUCUGUUAUGCAGCCGAAACUGCCUUUGUAAGUCCUACACUGCUUGCAAUUGGAGUUCCUCGUGCCCUUAUGACUUUAGUAUGGUGCGCAAGCCCCUUGUUAGGAUUCUUCCUUGUUCCUAUUCUCGGUUCUGCCAGCGAUAGAUGUAAAUUUUCUCUCGGAAGGCGUAGACCCUUUAUAUUAAUUCUUUCUAUAGGAAUUAUUCUAGGGCUACUCUUUGUACCUAACGGUACAGAAUGGGGAAGAUCUUUAGGCGAUUCCUCCUUACACAUUCUAGUGAACUCGACUGACAAUUCGACUACGUAUAACUCGACUAGUCAUUUGGUCUCAAUUCGAACUCCUGUCAAUCAAAGACCGAAAGGUAUCUUUAUGACAAUCUUAGGAGUAAUUAUGUUGGAUAUGUGUUGCGAUGGCUGUCAGUCACCGUGUAGAGCUUAUCUUUUAGACGUAACGGUACAAGCUGAUCAUCCAAUUGGUUUAACUACCUUUACGAUACUUGCUGGAUUAGGUGGAUCGUUAGGUUACAUAAUUGGCGGCAUUGACUGGCAAAAAGCCUCUUUAGCAAAUUCCUUUUCAGCCGAUGUUAGCAUUGUCUUUACAUUAGUUCUCUUCAUUUACAUAAUUGCCGUAUUGAUAACGAUAACUGCUGUUAGAGAAAUUCCUUUAGAUAAAUUGGAACUUCCACCGUCUGAAGAUCAGUGUGUGCAAGUUUGCGCUUCCGGUAAUAAAUACAGAAAAUUUAGUAAUGAGGAAGAUGAUGUUGAAGGUAGUACCAUUUACGGAGCCACUGAUAACGUAAAUCCGAUACCUAAAAUUGAUGAUGGGAAAGAUGUAGGUAACACAAAUAUUUCUAUUUAUAUUACUAAAGAACAGACAAAAGAAGAAAACGAUGAAGAAAAUACGACGAAUACAGAAUAUUUACCUUCUGAAGUAACGAUCAAAGUAUAUUUGAAAUCUAUAAUACAAAUGCCAAGAUCCAUGAUUAUUCUUUGCCUGACAAAUUUAUUUUGUUGGAUGUCACUGGUAUGCUAUUCCCUAUAUUUCACCGAUUUUGUUGGACAAACCGUCUAUGGUGGGGAUCCAUCAGCUGAAGAAGGUUCGGAAAAACGAAUAAAAUACGAAAAUGGUGUUAGAAUGGGUAGUCUAGGAAUGUCCUUAUACUCGAUUUCUUGUAGUUUCUAUUCUUUAAUUAUAGAAAAGCUGGUCAAAAAAUUCAGUAAGAUUUUUUUCUUAAGUAAAGUUAUAAUUUUCAAUGUGGAAUAAUGUUUUUUUCCCGGAAAUUGGCAGAAGCCAGGAACGUUUAUGUAAUUAGUCAGCUUGUUUACACUUGUGGUAUGAUACUGCUCGCUAUAUCAAGAAGUAAGGCAGCAGUGAUUUUACUGUCACCAACUGCCGGAGUUAUGUACGCUACUCUAUUUACAAUGCCUUAUCUGUUAGUGGCCCACUAUCAUUCAAAUGAUACGUUUGAAGAAACUUCCGAAAUAUCAUCGAAAACAAAGAAAAAUGUUAGAGGUCUUGGAACUGAUAUUGCCGUAGUAUCUUCUAUGGUAUUUCUGGCCCAAUUAUUGCUUUCAGCAAUAAUGGGAAGCUUAGAGAAAUUAAUAAAUUCGACUGUACCAGUUGUCAUUUGCGCAGCUGUUCUGAGCUUUUGCGGCGCAAUAACAGCAACGCAAGUUUUGUAUCUGGAUUUAUAAUUUCUCAGAUUAACUCUAAAUAUAUAUAAAUGUGUAUAUCUUAUUUACAAAUAUCUAUUUUAACAGUUAUCUGAAAAAAAGUGUGUUUGUCGCAAUAUUCUAUAAAUAAUGUGUAAAAUUUAAUAUCCCAAGUUUAUUAUCUCAUAAAGUUACAUCAUUAAAAGGCAAAUUAUAGAAAUACAAUCCCUCUAUUAAUGCAUAUCUUGCAAUGUCACUAACAUAAUUAAGUUUGUCAUGCGUUUAUCAAGCCUAAAAGUAGAAUGACAAUAAAAGGCUUGAAAACAUAUUUUGUCAUAUUUAAUCGUAAACUAUACAUAUAUUCUCGUUCCAUGUUAUUAAUUUAAUUACAUUAAUA